AUGCUGAAUUUUCCACAGACUUGGAAAACGAUCAGCUCUACUAGUCGGCGUUCCCUAACGCGAUCUGGCAAGUCUUCCUUUCCGACGUUGGAAGAAGCAAAGACACGACCAUCUGACCUGCGCCUUUUGCGGCAAUCAGGACAUACUACUUCUAUUGGUAGUUUGGACCAGCAGCCGAUCUCUUCGCCUGCGCCAUCCAGGCUGUUACCCGCAUCCCCAAAAUCUGUUCGGCCUUCAGCUACAUCCUGUCCAAUUUCUGCCUCUUCUCCCACAACUAAUGGCAUUCUGCUUCGCUCUCGCCUCCCUCGAGAAAAGAUGUUGACUACCUCAACUCCAAACUCAGUUCCUGCCAAAGGCAUCGAUCAAGAUAGGAUUGGUAUUCGUACGCGUCGCUCCAACCUCUCCUACUCUUCUUCAUCUUCAACAUCCUCUUCAUCUUCGUCAUCCUCAUCGUCUUCUUCAUCUCUUUCUUUUUCAUCUUCGCACUCAAUCCCCGUUGCCUCGCUCGGAGCCUCUGCAAUGUCUGACGUCAAGCAAUACCUACCUAAUCUGCCUUCUGCAGACUCGGAUAUUUAUCGUCAUGCUAGUGAAAGCUCUGGAGGGCCAUCUCAAUAUCAAACCAACUGCUGCGCCUCUUCAUCUUCUUCCUCGUCAUCCUCUGGCAUUACCAGCCUAGCUUUGGAGCAGAAAGACGGAGAGGCUCGAAUAGAGACCCGCCACCGGCGCCGACGCCAUGAAGCUGCAUUGAACCUGACUGCAUCUACAGGCGCUGGUCCUUUAACAAUGACAGCUGGGAAAAAACCUGCUCCUAGCUCUCUGGAUGUUAGUGGCCAAGCAAGUCGUGGUAAUACUAUGGACCAUAAUGUGACUUGCGGUUCAGAUAUAAUCUCCUUCAGUCCCAACAGCGAUAAUCAGGUCAUCGGCUCAUCAGAGGAUCGAAGUAUAUACAAAUCGCGCCCAACUAUUGAGGCUGAUAGAACUUUAUCACGAGGACAUGGUGUAAAACCUAUUAAAGACGGUGGAGAGUCUAUGGCGAGUCCAGGACCAAUCGAACCCAAAGAGAAAGAGCUUUCCGGAGACUUCUUGUUCGAUGAGGAGAUUGAAUUGAAUGCAAACGUCUUCACUUGUCCGGGCUCCCUUAAUCUCGUGUUCAAAUUACCGUCAGAUGCAAGUCUACCUUUUUAUUCAUUUUAA
Protopolystoma xenopodis is the source of this 1194-nucleotide messenger RNA. NCBI's taxonomy places the organism in Eukaryota, Metazoa, Platyhelminthes, Monogenea, Polystomatidea, Polystomatidae. The record is from the annotation of a GenBank genome assembly.